GAUCCCAUGGAGAGGUCCCAGUCAGUUCCUGCGGUGUGGAAUGGGGCGGGGAAUCCUUGGUACUCCGACAGAGCGCAGACGGAGUGUCUUCUGGCUGCAAAUCGGGUGAAGGCCAAGGUCAUUUGCUGGGCGGCAGUGGAGAAGGUCAAUCGCUUGGCGGAAGUGGUGAUCCUCGUCUACAAGCUCGGGCUUGCGCAGUUAGCACAGAGCAUCGAAAAGAAUGUCCUGGACCUGAAGACUCAGGAAUGGCAUGACUUUGCAGCCAAGUACGGCAUCUCCCUCAUCCAUAUGGACCAGCACCCAAUGGGCCACAAGAAGCGUAAGCCGACCACUGUGGCAACCAACAUGGAGGAAUUGUUCCAACUUGAUGGCCUUCGAGGAGAACCUGAUGAUGAAGUUCAAACCUCAGAAGCCUUCAGAGCUAUGACGUUGCCUCAGAGGAUUCAAGAAUCCAAAACAUGGUCUGCAUGGGCUCCAGGGCUGAAAGAGGCGAUUGUGGAGGCCUUGAACCGACAUGUGCAACGUCUUGAAGGCCUUGCUGACCCUCUGGAUCCUUUGCAAGAGCAACCACAACCUCAACAACAUGCAGAUGGACCCGCUCAAGAAGCAAUGAGGCGGAAACGCCUACCCUACAAUCUGAUGCCGAAGAGCUUGGAGGAGGAUAGAUGCCGUCAGCUGAAUGUGGAAAAGGAUUCAGGUGAGGAAGUUUUGGUGAAAUUUCAGCGAUCUGAAGGGGCUUCGUCCACUCAGAGCUCUACGUCUGUGAGUAUAACAACACAGUCGGGCUUGCAGCAGCAUGGCGAAUCGACCUCUUUGUCAUCACGGUCGGGCUUGCAGCAGCAUGGCGAAUCGACCUCCUUGUCAUCACGGUCGGGCUUGCAGCAGCAUGGUGAGUCGACCUCUUUGUCAUCACGGUCGGGCUUGCAGCAGCAUGGUGAGUCGACCUCUUUGUCAUCACGGUCGGGCUUGCAGCAGCAUGGUGAGUCGACCUCUAUUUCAUCACGAUCGGGCUUGCAGCAGCGUGCUGGGCAAUCUCCAAUGAUGGCUGGAGAAUCUACUUCCAGCGGCUCCGCUACCACCUCGGGCUUAGCAGUUGGUGAGCCUUCAUCCAGCGGUUCGAGUUUUGCCGCGGGAUCUGCAGGUGUGAGCGUUGAGCAGACCCCAAAGCAGGGCACACCUAGGAAUCCAUGGAACGCCUUUCAAAGAGAGCACAAGGGCAAAGGCCUGUCGACAAAGACAAAGGCCUCCAUGUACAAUUUUCAGAAGAACAAA
Molecule: messenger RNA, 1272 nt
Organism: Cladocopium goreaui
Lineage: Eukaryota; Dinophyceae; Suessiales; Symbiodiniaceae
Source: the annotation of a GenBank genome assembly